Molecule: messenger RNA, 411 nt
Organism: Pyricularia grisea
Lineage: Eukaryota; Fungi; Ascomycota; Sordariomycetes; Magnaporthales; Pyriculariaceae
Exons: 4
Coding region: 1-411 (136 amino acids)
Source: RefSeq, a predicted model, not a curated record
AUGGCCCAAUAUCCCGGCAAUAAAAUGCGGGAUAUAAAACCCAUAAAGGAGCGACUAACGGUGCCCUGGGGUAUCAGUAUUAACGAAGAAGACUUCGAAAAGCUCACAACUGGGUACGAAACUGUCGACAUGGACGGACAAUGGGACGUGCUGUUUGUGUCUUACCUGGGCAUCAAAAGUUCGCUCAGAAAUACCGAAAUUUGGUAUCAAAAGGCGCAUGUGCCGUUUCUCAUGAGCACCGCGAGCGUUUUCAUCACAAAAAGGGCCGCCUUCUCGGUGGACAGAGGGAACCCAAAGCCGCAGGCACGCUACAUGGACCACUUCUCUACAUGCGGAAUGAGCUUGAAUUUCGUCGACCGCGACAGGAAGCCCACUGUCUGGGUCUACCCUCCCGUUCCUGGCCAAACCUAA